Molecule: messenger RNA, 1134 nt
Organism: Emericellopsis cladophorae
Lineage: Eukaryota; Fungi; Ascomycota; Sordariomycetes; Hypocreales; Bionectriaceae
Product: Phospho-2-dehydro-3-deoxyheptonate aldolase
Exons: 3
Coding region: 1-1134 (377 amino acids)
Biological process (GO): aromatic amino acid biosynthetic process
Cellular component (GO): cytoplasm
Molecular function (GO): 3-deoxy-7-phosphoheptulonate synthase activity
Source: RefSeq, a predicted model, not a curated record
AUGUCGGGCCAAUUCUUCAUCGAGAACAAGCUUGUCGGCCAGAAGGACGCAGCCGAAGACUGGCGCAUCAAAGGCUACAAUCCUCUCACGCCCCCCGAUCUCCUCCAGCACGAGAUCUCCCAGACACCCGAGUCGCGCGCCACCGUCCUCCAAGGCCGUGAUGAGGCCGUCGCCGUCGUCAACGACAAAGACCCCAAGCGCCGUCUCCUCGUCGUCGUAGGACCAUGCUCGAUCCACGACCCCGAAGCCGCCCUCGCCUACUGCGACUUGCUGCUCAAGGCCAAGGAGAAGCACAAGGAUGAGCUGGUCAUUGUCAUGCGCAGCUACCUCGAGAAGCCGCGCACGACCGUCGGCUGGAAGGGCCUGAUCAACGACCCCGACAUUGACGGCAGCUUCCAGAUUAACAAGGGGCUGCGUCUGUCGCGGCAGCUAUUUGUCAACCUGACGCACAAGGGCAUGCCCAUUGCCAGCGAGAUGCUCGACACCAUCUCACCGCAGUUCCUAGCCGAUCUACUAUCUGUGGGCGCCAUUGGCGCCCGUACCACCGAGUCGCAGCUGCACCGUGAGCUGGCCUCGGGGCUCUCCUACCCAGUCGGCUUCAAGAACGGCACCGACGGGUCGCUAGGCGUGGCCAUUGACGCCAUUGGCGCCGUGCAGCACCCUCACCACUUCCUGUCGGUCACGAAGCCCGGUGUCGUGGCGAUUGUGGGCACCGUGGGCAACGAGGACUGCUUCGUCAUCCUUCGCGGAGGAACCAAGGGCACCAACUACGAUGCCGACAGCAUCGCCGAGGCCAAGGCGGCCCUGGAGAAGAAGGGCGUGCGCCAGAGGCUCAUGGUCGAUUGCUCGCACGGCAACUCGCUCAAGAACCACAAGAACCAGCCCAAGGUCGCGGCCUGCCUGGCCGAGCAGAUUGCCAAGGGCGAGAACGCCAUCAUGGGUGUGAUGAUUGAGAGCAACAUCAACGAGGGUAGCCAAAAGGUGCCCGACGAAGGCAAGGCUGGCCUCAAGUACGGCGUCAGCAUCACCGACGCGUGCAUCCACUGGGAGGAGACCGAGAGCGUGCUCCAGAAUUUGGCGGAUGCUGUCAAGUCGAGGCGGGACAUUUUGGACGGCGCAAAUGGACAUGCUUGA